AUGCAGAAGCAGGAUCCUUUAGCUACUCAGAUAUGGAAACUGUACAGUCGCACCAAAUCCCAGCUUCCAAACCAGGAGCGUAUGGAGAAUCUUACCUGGCGAAUGAUGGCCGUCAGCCUGCGGAGGGAACGGGAGCAGGCACAAUUCCGUCAACGCGAAGAUCAAACGGCUUUCUCAUCCUUCGGCCAAUCAUCACACGACCACUCAACACCCGAAUUAGCCCUGCCUGAAGCCUCCGAUCCUAUGAACCUCGAUGACUUACGCUUCGCUUCGUCUAUCGGCUCGCCCGCUGCUGGCUCUGUUUCGCCUGCCGCCAGUGCCAGCCAGAACCAUGCUAUGACUUUCGCCAUUCCCAUCAAGUCAAGAGGUCAAGAUGAAUCGCCCGCCGCGAUCAUCAUGCCCGCCUCCUUCCCCCAUCCGCCCCAGGAUGACCGUCGUAAUACCGAAUUUGGCUACAUCCCUCGACGCGUUCGCAAAACAAGUGUCGAUGAACGAAAUACUUUAAAGCGGCCGGCCGAAACUUCUCCAUUAGUCCCCCCAAUUAACAGUAUGCUCAUCCCUCACGAUCCUGAUUUUGAUUCCGCUAUGGACGACUAUUCGCUUGAGAAUGCCCAUAAUGCUUUUUCAAUCAACAACCAAGCCUCCGUGUCGGCGCCGCUAGACUUGGACGCUUUCAAUGUUGGCGACGAUCAAAUCAUCACAUCGGCAGGACCAUUCAACCAGAAUUUUACCUUCUCGCCGACGGAUUCUCCGCUUUUGAAUAAUCCUGGCUUCCAGAACAUGUACACCCGUACCCCAAUGGGUUCAUCCCUCAAUUCAACCGAUUUUUAUUCUCCACCUGCCUCAGGCUAUCAAUCCACCGUUUCAACACCGCACCUUGGAUUCGAAAAUGAGCGCGCUAUGUAUUUUGACAAUGUGCCUGUUGACGUCAGGACUCAACACCAAGUAGGAGGGUUUCCUACAAGCCGACCACCUAACCUCCCCAUUUCGGGUCAUCGAUACCCGUACCCCCAAGAACAGCCCCUCAGGCCAGGGACCAGUGCAGGUCCGUUCAGUGCCAUGCAGUCCAGUGGAAUGCUGGCGCAACAUCUAGAUCCAGCCCAACCCUUUUCCCCGCACAAUUUCUCCGCACCACCAUCGCAACGUUCCAUUAAUCGCGCAUCUCGAGGAAAUAUGUUUUCAUUUGGAGGAGACUCGGAUAACGAAGAUGACAGCGGAACAUCUUUUCCGGGAACAACUGUCUCAUUGCAGAUGGAUCAGCAUGGUGUCGGAGAUCCAGCGGAACUGGGGCAAAACAUACAAUGGCAUAAUCAACUUGAUACAGCGGCUCCUUUCCUCCCGCAGCAUCGCAAGCAGGUUACGAUAGGUGGUACGGAAUUUAGCGAUCCUAGUCGAGAUUGGGAUUACAGUGGUGGCCUAGGCCGUGGGCAUGGCUCUGCUGCGUCCGUGAGCGAGUUUAGAAAUCGGGAACAAGAUCCAAGAAGACAGAAGAUUCCUCGCACGAUUUCAACCCCAAAUACCGCCCAAUUGCUGCAGGAUUCCACUAGCCAACCGCUUAUAACUCCAAGUUCUCCGCGUAGCUCAACAAUUAGCAGUGCCAAUGCCUCUCGUCCUGCAAGUCCCGGCCCUGCAAAGACCGCAGAACAGACCGGCGCUCCCAUAACGUGCGCUAAUUGUUUCACGCAGACCACCCCUCUAUGGAGGCGAAAUCCAGAGGGUCAGCCCCUGUGUAAUGCCUGUGGGUUGUUCUUAAAGCUCCAUGGGGUUGUUCGGCCGUUGUCCCUGAAAACCGAUGUUAUAAAGAAGCGAAACAGAGGGGGUGGAAACAAUACAACCGGUGGUGGUAGCUCAAGGGCGUCGAAAAAGAUCUCUAGAAAAAAUUCCGUGCAACAACAAGCGGCUCCUACUGCCACCCUAGCUGCUGCCAUCGCUGAGUCUUCUGCUCCCACUCGAGGCGUGAGCAACGCGCCGCAAUUCAUCGCGGUGAGCAAACCCGCUGUGGUGCCUAUUGCUGCCGCUCCUCCCAAGCCAUCUAGCGUCCCUACUACUAUUCCAAGCAGCGCUGCCCAAGCACGGGCAACAGCGCAAAGCUCAUCAAGGCGCAUGAGGCGGCCCGAGAAACCAUCGGGAGCAUUUGUAAUGCCACAAAAUCCGUCAUUUGAGGCAGAGAUGCGAGAUGUGAGGGAGGAUAAUAGUAAGACUCCUACUCUGUCAGAUCGUUUCUCCGGAAUACCUACCAUGGUUUCCCGUCCCCCGCCUGCCGCCAUGAAUCCUGCCCAUCAUAGUCUUGCCGCGGGUGCCACUACAAGUAAUAGUCAGGAGUGGGAAUGGCUCACAAUGAGCUUGUAA
This is a messenger RNA of Ophidiomyces ophidiicola, 2349 nucleotides long. It is a transcript of the gene GAT1, whose product is annotated as Sodium- and chloride-dependent GABA transporter 1. Lineage: Eukaryota; Fungi; Ascomycota; Eurotiomycetes; Onygenales; Onygenaceae. Gene Ontology annotation, molecular function: DNA-binding transcription factor activity, RNA polymerase II-specific; RNA polymerase II cis-regulatory region sequence-specific DNA binding; zinc ion binding. The transcript is spliced from 3 exons. Bases 1 to 2349 code for a protein of 782 amino acids. Gene Ontology annotation, biological process: positive regulation of transcription by RNA polymerase II; negative regulation of transcription by RNA polymerase II. The record is from RefSeq and is a predicted model, not a curated record.